AUGCCAACCAUCUUCCACAGAUAUAACCAAGUUCUCAAAUUAUAUCCCUUCCGUACAAACAUGAUUACGACAGGGAUAUUCUUUGGUGCCGGUGAUAUUAUUGCACAAUCCUUUUUUCCACAUAAGACCAUCCACACUGAAAUUACUGAAAGAGGUGAUACAAGAGAAGUUGAAAUAAUUUCUGAAUAUGCAUAUCCUAGAACAUUAAGAGCAAUGAUAUAUGGAUCAUUAGUGUUUGCACCUAUAAGUGUAUUAUGGCAUGGUAAGACAUUGCCAAAGAUUAAGAAUCCUUUUAUAAGUUUAUUCCGGAGAAAUAAAAUGCAUGAAAAUCCAAAAUUAAGAAAGAGAUUACAUUUUUAUGAUACUGUUUUUAGAUUAGGAUUAGAUCAAUUAAUCUUCCCCGGGUUAGUUUGGAUUCCAUUAUAUAAUACAGUAAUGGUUACUUUGGCAUUACAUGAAAACCCUUUGGAUGUUGUUAGACAAAAAUUACAAAAUAAUUGGUGGAAUGUGUUGAGAGCUAGUUGGACCGUUUGGCCGGGAUUCCAAUUAUUUAAUCUUUAUUUUAUUCCUGUUCAUCUUCGAAUUGUAUGUCUGAAUAUAUGGGCAACCGGUUGGAAUGCAUUCUUAAGUUUUGUUCAUAAUACAAAGGGUCAUGGAAAGGGAAGUGGUCAUAAGCUUGAAGAGUUGGUUGACAUUGAAGAUGAUCAACAAGAGAUUACAAUGCGUCCAUUAGCUACUAAUAUGAUUAGUACUGGAUUUUUAUUAGGUACAGGGGAUUUUAUUGCUCAAACUCUUUUCCCCCAAGAACCAGAUCAACCAUUUGAUUAUUUAAGAAAUUUACGAGCAAUAAUAUAUGGAUCAAUAAUCUUUGCCCCAAUUGGAGAUAAAUGGUAUAAAUUUUUGAAUAAUAAGAUAAAACUGCCAUUUAAGAAUGUUGGUAAAAAAAGAGAAAAGUCAAUUGCAACUUUAUUAAGAGUAUCUGUAGAUCAAUUAGGGUUUGCACCCUUUAUUGGUAUCCCCUUAUAUUAUAGUUCAAUGACAAUAUUAGAAGGUAAAACCCCAAUAAUUGAAAGUAUAAUGGAAAAAUUUGAAACUAGUUGGUGGAUUACUUUAAAAGGUAAUUGGUUAGUAUGGCCUAUAUUUCAAUGGUUUAAUUUUUAUUUAAUACCUGUUCAAUUUCGAUUAUUUGCAGUUAAUAUUAUAAGUAUAGGAUGGAAUACUUAUUUAAGUUAUGUAAUGCAUAAUAAAUAA
Messenger RNA from Hemisphaericaspora subhashii, 1251 nucleotides. Its product is annotated as Mpv17/PMP22 family protein. Lineage: Eukaryota; Fungi; Ascomycota; Pichiomycetes; Serinales; Debaryomycetaceae. Gene Ontology annotation, cellular component: cytoplasm; mitochondrion; membrane. Bases 1 to 1251 code for a protein of 416 amino acids. The transcript has 2 exons. The record is from RefSeq and is a predicted model, not a curated record.